Erigeron canadensis is the source of this 858-nucleotide messenger RNA. RefSeq names its product putative F-box protein At5g50220. The transcript is spliced from 4 exons. NCBI's taxonomy places the organism in Eukaryota, Viridiplantae, Streptophyta, Magnoliopsida, Asterales, Asteraceae. The record is from RefSeq and is a predicted model, not a curated record. Bases 1 to 858 code for a protein of 285 amino acids. Gene Ontology annotation, molecular function: protein binding.
AUGUCUGGGAGUCAUAUACCUUUUGAAAUCCAAGAGGAAAUCAUCAAAAGGAUGCCUGUCAGAUCGUUGAUCCGAUUCACAUCGGUUUCAAAAACAUGGAAGUCUCUCAUUCAUAGCUCCAAGUUUAUUGCUGAUCACAGCCUCAUUCAGCCGCACAAUUUACUUGUAAGUUAUUAUGAUAGAAAAAUUUCUAGUGAGAAGUAUGUAUCGAUUGUUGAUGACGAGACUUUCCCCCAACACAAGUCUUCCCUGCCCAUUCCCUUAUCAACGGUUGUGAUUUGGAAUCCUUCUAUUAGAAGAUCGGUUGAUCCUAUUGUUGUGCCUUAUCGCAAAGCCUGUGGGCACAGAUCAAGGCAACCAUGCAUCCCGUGGCAAGUUGAGAUUUUCACAUUAAGCUCACGGGUUUGGAGAAGUCCAUUAUGUGGUGCUAACAAUUUACCUCGUACAUCAAUCUUAUUUACGGAUAAACAAGUAGUUGUGGAUGGGAUCAUGUAUUGGCUUGCUUACGAUAAGACUGCUAUGCAGAAAACAUAUCGUUUGAUUAUUCCGUUUGAUUUGACGAGUGAAGAAUUUGGAGAAGUAUACCUCCCAGAUAGUUUAGCAACCGACGAUUACCAUGCUUUGUCCGUCUCCAAGCUAAAUGAGUCUCUUCUUGUGCUUAAGAUGAUCAAUAAAGACCAUCGGAUGCGAGUUUGCGAUAAUGGUGAACCUAUAAUAGAAAAAGGUGAUUAUAAACUCUCUACUGAACACAUCAAUGAUCUUGGGAUUGAUGGAGUUUGUGGUUCAAUAUUUGUGAACACCUACACGGAAACAUUACUACUUUUGCUUAAUAAGUCAAAAUCCAUUAUUCGUUUUUAA